Messenger RNA from Pisolithus orientalis, 297 nucleotides. RefSeq lists its product as uncharacterized. The transcript is spliced from 3 exons. The record is from RefSeq and is a predicted model, not a curated record. The coding region runs from base 1 to 297 and encodes 98 amino acids. NCBI's taxonomy places the organism in Eukaryota, Fungi, Basidiomycota, Agaricomycetes, Boletales, Pisolithaceae.
AUGGAUGAGAAAAUGAAGACUGUGGAUGUGGCAAGGAAACUGAUCGACGUGAUGGUGGACUUCUAUGAUCCAGUGGAGGAUGAGGACCCUGACUUCGGAUACACGUACAAAGAACAUCUACAAGGCAGCGCUGCAGAUAAAGGCAAGGGAAAGGCGCAGGGAGAGGAGAGGGAGAUGAUAGCAUUGGAGGAGGUCAUCGCGGUGGUGGGAGCCUCUCAGAGGCUGAAAGAUAAGCAUAAGGAAACGUCCCCCAUGCCAUCGCCCUCUGGAUCUGACCGCUCUUCGAUGGAUGUCUAA